This is a messenger RNA of Cladocopium goreaui, 546 nucleotides long. The record is from the annotation of a GenBank genome assembly. Lineage: Eukaryota; Dinophyceae; Suessiales; Symbiodiniaceae.
AGGAUCAUCUUACCGAACAUCAUGGCGGAUGUCACCAAUACCGCCAAGAUGAUCAUGAAGAUUGGCAACUUACCAUUGCCCGCUGGUGGCUUCUUCCCCUCGGUGGUCACAGCAGAGAUUAUGAAAGACGGCGGUUUCUCGCCCUUCUACUGGGACAUGCUGAAGGCCAACGCCAUUGCCAACCUCAAUGGUGGAAGCGCGAUGCUGUACAAACGACCCCUGAUUCUGGCGGCUGCUUUGGUUUCUACCGUGGGAGACGGCAACACAGCACCGUUCCGCGGGGAUAGUGGAAACAGGAUUUACGCCCGCAUUGCCUUUGGAACGACCUUCUACGGCUUUGGAAAUCUCGCUCAGAUCAACUUCAAGCUGCCCGUAGGCUACUCCUGUGCCACUACACAGCAGGGUGGAAGUGUGCCCGAUCUGAGUUUGUUGGCCAAUCGCUUCCCUUCGACCAAGGGUCGUUUGGGCGGACUGAUUCCUGAAGUCCGGUACCGGAACGUCCCAGCCACCCCUGAUGUGAUGUGUCAGAUCACCCUCUUGGAGGAC